Molecule: messenger RNA, 2532 nt
Organism: Anopheles stephensi (Asian malaria mosquito)
Lineage: Eukaryota; Metazoa; Arthropoda; Insecta; Diptera; Culicidae
Product: ATPase family protein 2 homolog
Exons: 2
Coding region: 38-2476 (812 amino acids)
Cellular component (GO): cytoplasm
Molecular function (GO): ATP hydrolysis activity; ATP binding
Source: RefSeq, a predicted model, not a curated record
CGCACAUUACGAAACGUCAACCGAAACGUCAACUGCAAUGAUUUGUUUACAUUUCUCAGUGUGCGCGCAUGUUUACGAGCGCCGGUGCCGGACCAGAAAACGGUUAAAAAUGCCACCAAAAUCGGCAAGCAAGAAAGAACGGCCACUCUGGUGGAACUGUGAAAAGUGCCAAACGUAUCUACCGACCGGUGAAUUGGCCAAACAUCAGGCGGAAAACUGUGCAGCGGUGGAUAGGCUGAGCGGGUCCGUUGAUGCGACCGGAACGUACCGAUGCCGCCGGGUUGAGGUGGGCAGUUUGGCCAUUUACGAAGAGGUCAAGCUAUGUACCGAAAGCCAACGGUACGGGCUUGUGCUGUUACCCAUUGGCGUGGUAAGGAAGCUUGGCCUAAUGCUGGGAGACUAUGUGACGAUAAAGCUAGUGAAAAGUGUGGAUGGUAGCGAGCUGGGCACGGUCGUCCGGACGUUGUGGCCCGUCGAUGAUCGGAAUGGAGCUAAGGUGUGGUUGGAAGCUCUAGAUGAAUUUGAAAGCGUACCGGCGAGUGAACUGCGCGCUACCGUGACCACCAUCAACACUCGGCUUGAGGAUGCGGAAGAACUAUUUCUCCGCCUCGACGAUCCCUCCCAAGCUAAGCUGCUCGAAAAGAAUGGAAAGUUUCUGCUUACCAGCUUAAAACACCAGCUGACAGGAUGUGCCAUUUUGAGCGGCAAUCCACUCUGCCUUACCGUGUGCAACAAACGAUUCCGGUUCCGGAUCGAUCACGCUACCACGAACGGCAGCAGCGAUCGGUUAAUUGAUCAGCUAAACAAGCUAAGCCUUUCCGAUCGAACGUUUGUCGUCCUUAACACCACCAAAUUUACGCUUCUCGAUGACGCGAAAGCAGCGCAGCAUGGCCAUCGGCAACGAAUGUACAAUUUAGCCAACAUCGGUGGUCUGGACAGUACGAUCGUCGAGCUGAAGGAACUUCUCGAUACGGCUUUCGGAAUCGGUACGAGCAGCGGUUCGGGAGGCAAUGGUGGCCCUGUCAGCCGUGGCAUACUGCUUUCCGGCGUAUCGGGCGUAGGAAAAACGAUGCUCGUCAAUGCACUGGCCACCCACUACCAGUGUCACGUGGUGCGGUUAAACUGUUCCGAAGUGUUUAGCAAAUUUUACGGCGAGUCGGAAGCGAACGUUUCCCGGCAGUUUGCGGAAGUGUUCGACGUUCAUCCGACCCGUGCGAUGGUUAUAGUGGAAGAAUUGCACAACCUGUGCCCGAAGAACACCGGGACGGAUAUUGUGAAGCGCAUAUCCCAGCACUUUCUCAAUCUACUGGACAGCUUGCACGGUAAUGUACGGGGCAAUCGUACGAUUGUGCUGGGGACCACGGAUAAUGUGGACAACGUUAGUCCCUUGCUACGGCGUGGUGGUCGGAUGGAUUACGAGUUCGAGCUGCCGGUUCCGGAUGCGAUCGCUCGGGAAGCUAUCCUGCAGCGCAGUCUUGCCCGCUACGGUCAACCGGUUCCUGCGGAAGAUGUACGAGCAGUGGCACGCAUUACGCACGGUUACGUUGGGGCCGAUUUGGAAAACCUAGUUUCGAAGGCAGCAUCCACCGUGAAGCUGAUCGAUGGACCAUCGCUGAUGGGCGCCCUGCAGCACGUAAAGGCAAGCGCGAUGCGUGAAAUCAUGAUCGAAUGUCCUAACGUCCGGUGGGCCGAUAUCGGUGGACAGGACGAGCUGAAGCUAAAGCUGCGCCAAAUCAUCGACUGGCCCAUCCACCAUCCGGAGCUGUUCGAGCGGCUCGGCAUAAAGCCCCCGCGCGGUUUGCUAAUGUUCGGUCCGCCCGGCUGCUCAAAAACGAUGAUCGCGAAAGCGAUCGCGACCGAGAGUCGGCUCAACUUCCUGUCGAUCAAAGGGUCGGAACUGUUCUCGAUGUGGGUCGGUGAAUCGGAACGAGCGGUGCGGGAUCUGUUCCGGCGGGCCCGGCAAGUUGCACCGUCGAUCAUAUUUUUCGACGAACUCGAUGCGAUCGGUGGUGAACGUUCGGCCGAGUCGGGCAGCUCGGUAAAGGAACGGGUACUGGCGCAGCUGCUGACGGAGAUGGAUGGGGUGAGCGUGCUGAAGGAUGUGCGGAUUGUGGCCGCUACCAAUCGGCCCGAUCUGAUCGAUCGUGCCCUAAUGCGUCCGGGACGCUUGGAUCGGAUCGUGUACGUACGUUUGCCGGAUGAGGCGGCCAGGGAGGAAAUAUUCCGCAUCAAGCUGAAAAGCAUCCCGACUGCGGCCGAUGUGGACGUGGCGGAGUUGGUGCGUCGUACGGCCGGAUGUUCUGGGUCGGAAAUUGAAGCCAUCUGCCAGGAGGCCGCACUGAAAGGGUUGGAGUGUUCGUUCGAUGUACGGGAAAUUGGUUGGACACAGUUUGAGCAUGCACUGGAGGUGGUACGGCCGAGAACCAGUCCGGACCUGUUGCGCUUGUACGAGCAAUAUUUGAAGCAACAUCAAUAAUAAAUGGGCAAGCAAUCAUUUGUGCCACCCUGUUAUUGGGAGGCAAAUGUUAUUGA